AAGCGCACGUUUCUCGACCGCUGCCGUUUACAAUAAACACGGCACGUACAAAGAGGCGAUCCCCAGUUCAGUCGUAAACUCCGUGAGGGGCCUUUCUCUGUUGCUCUUCUAUCUCCGGGUCCUCAUUUCUUCCUCGUUCGUAACAGAAAAGUGUUUUGGUUGUGCGCGUACCAUGUUCCCGCUGGACGCGUUUAGUGCGCGGGGGUAAAGAGGAGUGAUUCAUAUUAAAAAAUAAAAUUACGUGCGUGCGUGUUGCGUUUAUUAGCCGUGGGGCCACUUUGAUGCCCUCUGAGAUCCGGCGAUGCGGGGCCCCGCGGAUACGAGCGUUGUCUCUUCUUUUUGGGUAUCACUAUUAUUGUUGGAGGUUAUGAUUUUCGUCAGAAUUCCAGUAACUACAGCUGGUGCAGCUGACGAUGUCGCCCCCGUUCCAAAGGGACACCUCGUCGAUGAUGAUAUGCAAGCCUAUUUAAUGAAAUACGGCUACCUAAGCUCAAUACGCGACGGUGUCGCCGCCCUACGAACGGAAGAAUCAUUACGAGCCGCAAUCCGCGAAAUGCAGGAAUUCGCAAACAUUCCCGUUACGGGAGAACUGGACGAUAGAACGAGGAAAUUGAUGAAAGUGCGACGAUGCGCGCUUCCCGAUCGAGAGCCAUCUAACGGGCGACCGCGGAGGUACGCGUUGCAUCACGGCAGGCCGUGGGAUCACCUCGAUUUAACAUGGACUUUGGUUCGAAGCGGAAUCCCAUCGAAUAUACAAUGGGAGGAAGCGAGACAGGUGUUAGCGAAAGCUUUAGAUUUAUGGGCGAAACACUCGAAAUUAACGUUUACAGAGGUACACCAUGAUAAAGCCGAUAUCGUUGUGUCAUUUUUCAGUGGGGACCAUGGUGAUAACUUCACUUUUGAUGGUCGAGGACAAGUAUUAGCGCAUGCAUUCUUUCCCGGGGCUGGUAAAGGUGGAGAUGCGCAUUUCGACAGCGACGAAUAUUGGGUAACGACCGAAGAUGAUGACCCAAACGCGGAAGGUACAAGCUUAUUUAAAGUAGCCGCCCACGAAUUCGGCCACUCUCUCGGCUUAUCACAUUCAAGCGUCGAUGGGGCUUUAAUGACACCGUAUUACCAAGCUUUUAGUGUAAAAGACUAUGACCUCCCAGAAGAUGAUAAACGAGGUAUCCGAGCUUUGUACGGAGUUAAAGAUGUCCGACAAUGGGGGAGACUCAACCCAACAACAACAACUAAACGACCAAUAACAAUCACAUGGAGACCAAUAACAACGACAAGGAGGCCUACAACAACCACAAGGUGGCCCACUACGACAAGAAGACCGAUUUCAACAACAACGAGGACAAUCCCACCAACGAGGUGGACAAGGAAAUAUUAUACACCUAAAGAUAACGAUAAAAACAGAAAUUACCACCCUAACACACCCUUCAUUCCAAAGAAAAAAAUUAAUCCUUGGAGAGAAACUAACAAAUCGAAAGAAAAAGAUGAUCGGAAAGAAAGGAAUAAGCACACGAAAAAGGUCGAGAGGUAUCCUCCGAUUAAAGAAAAUGAAAAACCCGAUAUGUGUAAAACUAGUUUUGAUGCUGCCGCUUUAAUCCGAGGUGAAGUCUUUUUCUUUAAAGAUAGGUAUUUUUGGAGAAUUGGUGAUAGAGGUCUCUACAUCGGUUACCCAUUCUUAAUAACAUCAAUGUUCACCGAUUUACCAUCGAAUUUAACCCACAUUGAUGCAGUUUACGAAAGACCUGACAACAAAAUUGUUAUAUUCAUCGACCGGUUUUAUUACGUGUUCUCUAUGACGAACAGGAUAAAAUUAGAACCGGGGUAUCCAAAACCCUUAACAGACUUAGGUUUACCAUCAACCGUUAAUAAAAUAGAUGGAGCAAGCGUUUGGGGUUACAACGGAAAAACCUUUUUUUACAGCGAACACUUCUAUUGGAGGGUUGAUGAUGACCACGCGAAAGUUGAAUUAGAUUACCCCAGGCUUAUUAAAGGAUUUUGGAGGGGACUUCCCAACGAUAUCGACGCAGUCUUCCAAUGGAAAGAUGGAAAAACUUAUUUUCUUAAAGGGAAGCACUACUUUAAAUUCAACGAUGAGCAAAGAGACACCGAAAAACCAAAACCAAUCGGUCCGUACUUCCUUGGUUGUCAAAAUUGGUCGAAUCAACCCGAAAAGGAACCUUACACAGCUCCCGAGCAUUCCAGUGCUGCCACAAAAAGUCCACCAACCCUAAAAUUAAGUAUAUUAGUUUAUGCGAUCAUCAAUCUUUUCCGUUAAAAUUAAUUUUUAUACUAAAAAAAUUCGCACUGCCAUAAAUAUCGUUCGUUACCAUCUCCCGUCAGUUACUCCGUUACGUGUACUAGCUUUAAAAUUAAAAAUAAAAUUUUGUUACACUCAAAGUAGCACGACGGUGUUCUGUCUCAUCUAGUCACUGUUCGGAAUGAUUAAAACAAAAAUUUUUUUAAAAAAA
This is a messenger RNA of Onthophagus taurus, 2468 nucleotides long. RefSeq names its product matrix metalloproteinase-2. Gene Ontology annotation, biological process: proteolysis; extracellular matrix organization; collagen catabolic process. The record is from RefSeq and is a predicted model, not a curated record. NCBI's taxonomy places the organism in Eukaryota, Metazoa, Arthropoda, Insecta, Coleoptera, Scarabaeidae. Gene Ontology annotation, molecular function: metalloendopeptidase activity; zinc ion binding. Gene Ontology annotation, cellular component: extracellular matrix.